Messenger RNA from Clavispora lusitaniae ATCC 42720, 519 nucleotides. It is a transcript of the gene BNA1, whose product is annotated as 3-hydroxyanthranilate 3,4-dioxygenase. NCBI's taxonomy places the organism in Eukaryota, Fungi, Ascomycota, Pichiomycetes, Serinales, Metschnikowiaceae. Gene Ontology annotation, biological process: 'de novo' NAD+ biosynthetic process from L-tryptophan; quinolinate metabolic process. Gene Ontology annotation, molecular function: iron ion binding; 3-hydroxyanthranilate 3,4-dioxygenase activity. Gene Ontology annotation, cellular component: cytoplasm. The record is from RefSeq and is a predicted model, not a curated record.
AUGCUUGCGCCACCGAUAAACAUCAAAAAGUGGAUUGAAGAAAACUCACACUUGCUCCAACCUCCAGUGAAUAACUUCUGUCUUCAUAGAGGAGGAUUCACAGUAAUGAUCGUGGGCGGUCCUAAUGAAAGAACAGAUUAUCACGUUAACCAAACGCCUGAAUACUUCCAUCAGUUGAAGGGACAUAUGUGUCUCAAGGUUGUAGAUGAUGGCGAAUUUAAGGACAUUAUCAUCAAUGAAGGAGACUCGUUUCUCUUACCGGGAAAUGUACCCCACAAUCCAGUGAGAUUUGCUGACACCAUUGGUCUUGUGGUUGAGCAAGAUCGCCCCAAAGAUGUUAAUGACAAGAUCAGGUGGUACUGCAGAAAUUGUAGAGACAAGUUUCACGAGGUGGAAUUCUACUGCUACGACUUGGGAACCCAGGUCAAGGAUGCCAUUGUGGCUUUUGACCAAGACAUGGACGCCCGCACGUGUAAGAAAUGUGGAACAUUGAAUUACUCGAAGCCCCAAAGCGUCUAG